Saccharomycopsis crataegensis is the source of this 3180-nucleotide messenger RNA. It is a transcript of the gene TFC4, whose product is annotated as transcription factor TFIIIC subunit TFC4. The transcript has a single exon. The coding region runs from base 1 to 3180 and encodes 1059 amino acids. Gene Ontology annotation, biological process: transcription by RNA polymerase III. NCBI's taxonomy places the organism in Eukaryota, Fungi, Ascomycota, Saccharomycetes, Ascoideales, Saccharomycopsidaceae. Gene Ontology annotation, molecular function: protein binding. Gene Ontology annotation, cellular component: transcription factor TFIIIC complex. The record is from RefSeq and is a predicted model, not a curated record.
AUGAGUGCUGGAAGUGAAAGCGAAACAGAAGAUUUGGUGGGAAGAGCAUUGAAGCUCUCCCAUCUUGUAAUUGAUAAUGAUUCUGAUGCCGAGGAAGAAGAUUUCGAUGCCGAUGAGUUCGAAUCUCCCGAUGAGAACGCCCUUAUGUCAUCUUCUGAAGAAGAAGAAUUGGAUCAGUACGAAGCAGCACAGAAUAAUAAUAAUAGGCAAAAACGAAAUAUGCGUACAACAAACAAUGAUGAUGAUGAUGAUGAAGAAGAAGAAGAAGAAGAAGAAGAAGAUCACAAUAUUAUGGAAGAUGACUUUGUGAAAGGUCUCAGUAAAAAACUUGAAAUGACCAUACCGAGAGAGGACGAAGAAAAUUACUCUGAUGCUGUGGACCUGGACUCAAAUUAUGAAGAUAGUGAUGAGACUGCUGAUUCAGACCUAGAUAUUGAUUCAGACUCGUAUAGAGACACUUUGAAAGAGGCAGCGGGUAUAGGUAAAAAGAAGAAGGGUGGUGCUAGGCGCAAAAGAGGAGGAUACCAAAAGGUAAUGAAGAACUUGAAUCCUGAAGUAAGAGUGAAAUUGAGUGAAGCAAACGAGGCUUUUGUGGAAGAUAAGAUUGAUGUUGCUGAAAAGCUCUAUAUGGAAGUUUUGGCAUUGGAUGCUGCAAACUAUGCUGCUCUUAAAACCUUAGGGGAAAUAGCCAAGAUGAGGGGAAAACUAUCACACUGUUGUGUUUAUUGGAUUAUUGCCGCUCAAAUACAUCCUUGGGAUGGUGAAUUCUGGGCUAUGGUCGGUGAAAUAAGUGCAUCAUUAGGGCACUACCGACAGGCGUUCUAUUGUUAUACAAAGGCCGUGAAGCAUGACACCAAAGACCAUAAGUACUUAUGGGAAAGAACGAGAUUAUAUGAAGAACAGAACCAAAUUUCCAAAGCAUUGUUGGGAUACCAGAAGAUUUUGUCCUUUGAUCCUUGUAACCAGCAACUCGUAAUAGAGAUUGCAAAAUUGUAUUCCGAACUUAACAGAGUCUCUGAAGCAAUCGAAAUGUACAUUGGGAUCUUAAAUAUGAACAUCGGCUACUACGCCCUUGAUGACUAUAACAGAGAGCCUUCAAUGAAAAACUUCCCUGAUUUUGAAUGGUCAGAACUUAAUAUUUUGGCUGAGUUGUACUAUAAAAGUGGUCAAUAUCAAAAUGGUUUGAUCACAAUUAAGCAAACUGCAAGAUGGUUGCAAAAUAGAAAUGAUGAAACCUUCUGGGAUAAGUUACAAAAUGAUUCAGAGUUUGAUGCAAGAAGAUUUGAAAAUCCUGAAUUCAGGAAGAUAUCCGCAGAUAAGCAACAGAGGCCAUAUGAGUUGCCAAUAGAUAUAAAAAUUAAGCUUGGGUUAUUCAGAUUGCGUUGCAAUAACCCUAAAGAAGCUUCUAUACAUUUUGAGGCCUUAUUAAGUGAAAAUGAUAUCGAGGAGUUCCAAGAUUUGUACACCCAAGUUGCUACGAGUUUAGAAGAAGCAGGUCAAUUUGGAGAAGCCUUGAAGUACUUCAUACCUUUAUCAUUGAAAGAAGAUUUGGGUAGUCUAGAAAUUAUGUGCUCUAUUGGUAAAUGUUUUCAAGAAGUCGGAGAAUACAGCCAAGCUGCAGAAAUCUAUAAGGACGUUUUACUUGCUGAUCCGCUAAACAUAAGUAUAAAGUUGGCUUUGGCGGAAACUUUUUACCAUUUAGGUUUUCUCGAUGAGUCGCUCAAGUUAUCCAAAGAAGUCAAAUUAUUAUCCAAAAAGCAACGAAAUAUCGCACCAAACACCAUAUCCAUUACUACCUCCACUACCACCAGCACCACGGAGUCAUCUGAACUUGAUCUUACUCCUAUACCCGAAACAGACGAAGACAAUACUGCGUUAUUUGCAAAUUUCCAGAGGAAACCAACUAGGAAAAGGGUCAAAAAACCACAAUUAUCUGAAGGUGAAAAGGAAGACAUGAAAAGAAAGAUUAUUUCAGACACCAUGGUUAAAUACAAAAGAUUGAAAAGUUUCGAAGAUUCUGUCAAUAAAGGGGAUCACGUUGGUAUUUCAAUGUGGUUGCAAAUCGCAUCAGAUUUGAUCGAAAUUUUUUGUGGUGUGAAAGCUUUAUUCAUAAGAGAAAAGCACAGGCACGAUGCCGAAGUAUUGUACAUUCAUAAAAAGAAUCUCAAGAUGGAUAUUGGAAGAAGACUUGAAAGAUUAACGGAGUUACAUGAAUUAGCCAAUAGUAGCUACAACCAAAUUGAUCCUUCAUUCACUUUGACAGAUGAUGAGUACAGAGGAUUGACUUUUGACCAAUGGUUUGAUAUUUUUAUGAAGUAUAGUUUAUUGGAAGCAAAGCAUGGAGAUAAACAAGACGCUGUACAAUCAAUUGAAAUCGCUAGAAAUGUCUCUGCGUUCAGAGAAAAUUAUAGAAGGGAUAAUACUUUGAGAUUCGUCAAAUUAUCAGUUGAUGCUAUUAUUGAGGAUUAUGAGAGUAUAAUGGCUUCUUUGCGUGAUUUACUUAAUACUCACAGAUUCUCAAGGGAUUCAUUUAAGCUUUUUAGCUUGAGUUUGCCGUCGGGCCGUAAGGCAUCGGAAAUUUUUAUUUCGCUAAACCAUCAAAAAUAUUUUUUGAGACAGGUCAAGGCGUGGGACGGAAUGCGAUUUGGAAGAGAUAUAGAUGGCAUGUCUUUGGUUGAAAGGGAAAACAUUAACUUUGACAUCUCAUCGACAAAUCCAUAUUUGGUUACCGUUUAUGCUCAAGUUUUGCUAUCAGGAAGGAGUUAUUUGUCUAGUUUGUUUUAUCUAUCUAAAGCGUAUAAUGAGUUUAAACGUGACCCAAUGAUAUGCUUAUUGCUAGGAGUUGCUUGUGCUCAUCGUGCAAUGCAGAGAUCAUCUGGUAAUAGACACAUGUUUAUUCUUCAAGCUAUGACGUAUUUUAAUGAAUACAGGGAUCUCAGAAGGACCAAAGGGAAACAUGAAGCUCAAGAAGCUGAUUUCAAUCUUGGAAGAUUCUUCCAUCAAAUUAAUUUGAACUCGAUUGCUGUGCAAUAUUAUGAAAAAGUAUUGACUGAUUAUGAUGACAUGGAUGAAGUUUAUGAUUUGAAAAGAGAGAGUGCUUAUAAUCUAUAUUUGCUUUACAAUGUCAAUGGAAAUUCUCUUUUGGCGCAUCAAAUAAUGGAGAAGUAUUUAACAAUCUAG